GCACGAUUGGAAAAGAGGAAAAUUGUAUUGCAACGACAGGAGCAACUCACCGAGAGUGUAUACAAUCGGCAAAUGCAGUAUUUUUCUAUUGCAUUUUGCGAGAUUCUCUAUUCGUAAAUCUCAAAUGCCAAUCCCAUUGCUGUGCAAAUAAAGCUAUCUCUACGGUCUGCAUUCCUGGUGCAUCUCUUGCAGUAAACAAAAAGAUUCUACAAUCAAGAUAAAAAGAGAAAAAAACUUACAACGGGUCGCAGCCAUGAAAUCUGUGAUCGCAUUACAACAAUUUAAGAAAUGCAUCAUCUUAUUUAUAGUGGGCAUCAUAUGUAGUUUUUUAGCUUACGUAAUUUACGUUGUGGAUCCCAUAAACUUGAUAAUAAAUUAUAAUCUACAAAUAGUACCGCAUUCUUUGCUCUUUUCAAUGUGGAAGAAACCACCUCUUGAUGUUUAUUUAAAUGUGUAUGUAUUCAACAUUACUAAUCCAGUAGAGUUUCUAAGCGGCAAAGAAAAGCUCAAAGUUCAAGAAAUUGGACCAUAUGUCUAUCAAGAAUUCCUUGAAAACGAUAACAUCACAUUUAAUGAUAAUGGCACGCUAACAUAUAUUCCCAGAAGAACGGUAACUUACGUACCCGAACUGUCAGUUAGCGAUCCUACAAAGGACAUAAUUAAUGUUCCAAAUAUACCUGUUUUGGGUAUUUCAUCCGCUUUGCAUGAUGCCGGAUUUCUAGUGAAUUAUCCUUUGGUACAGCUGAUAACCAUAAUGGGUGCCAAACCAAUUCUAAAUAUUUCGGUCUACGAUUAUCUAUGGGGUUAUGAGGAUUCAAUAGUGACAUUGGUCAGUGGAAUCGUGCCAAACUUCAUUAAUUUUCAAAAGUUUGGUCUUCUGGAUCGGAUGUACGAUGAGGGAGAGAAUAUCAUAACGAUAAAUCUUCGAAAGAACGCUAACAUGACAAACGAGAAAGGACGAUAUCUCAGUAUUGACAAGUACAAUGGCAGUCCCGGAUUGGCGCACUGGGGAUAUAUUGAAACAGAAGGCAAUGAGACUCGAGAAGGGAAUUCAAUUUGCAACACAAUCCAAGGUGCUACGGAAGGUAUCAUAUUCCCAACAUACAUAGAUAAGCGCGCUGUUUUCAGAGUGUUUAGAAAAGCAUUUUGUCGAGCGCUAUCAAUUAUAUUCAGGAAAGAAGUUGUAUCAGAAAGUGGCCUGCCAGGAUAUCUCUACACUCUCGCGAAAGACUUUGCUGAUCCGCCCGAUCAAAAUCCGGACAACGAAUGCUAUUGCCGUAAAAUGAAGACCUGUCUGAAAAAAGGAUUGUCUGAUAUAACACCUUGCUACUAUAAUAUUCCGGUGGCAGUAUCUCUUCCACAUUUCCUUGAUGCUGAUCCGAGUUUGCUAGAGGAUAUAGAAGGUCUUAAACCGGAUCGAAAAAAACAUGAAUCUUUCGCAAUAGUGCAACAAACAAUUGGUAUACCCAUAUAUCUUCACUCAAGAAUGCAGACAAAUUUAAUAAUGCAUCCCACAGGCUACAACUCUAAGAUUGCGGCUUUUAAUGGCCUCACGGUACCUUUAUUUUGGAGCGAUCUGAAUAUUCGGUCUUUGCCGACUCAUAUUCACAUUUUAGUAAAAUUAAUAAUACAAAUAUUACCAAUGGUACAGACGGUGUUGAUGUAUCUGCUUAGUAUUAUCGGGGUGAUGAUGAUAGUGCUACCGCUGAUAUCCGCUCUACGGAUGCUCAAUGAGCAACAACAGGAGCGAGAACAGGAGGCGAUCAAAAGUCUUGACAAUUCCGAUUUGAAAGUACCUUUGUGCAACAGGGGAGGUCAAUACACGGCAAUUAAUAUUUUCCCAAUGAUCAAGAAGAUCACAUCAAAAACCGAUUUGUUUACAACGGAAUCUCCGCAUUCUUAACAACUCUUAUUUUACGUUUUUCUAUUAUCAAUAUUUUCAAAGUACUUUUAACAAAGUACUUAACUUUUGCGUAUCCUCUAUUAAUAAGAUAGACUGAGAAAAAAUGUUAAGAGAUUGUUUGAUUCUGACGAAUUAAGAAUACCAAGAAUCGCGAUUGUAGUUAGAGAUAAAUGUUUUUGCAUGUGUAAUCAAAUAAUAAUAAAAAUGCAAAAGAAGUUACAAUU
Molecule: messenger RNA, 2127 nt
Organism: Cataglyphis hispanica
Lineage: Eukaryota; Metazoa; Arthropoda; Insecta; Hymenoptera; Formicidae
Product: scavenger receptor class B member 1-like
Exons: 12
Coding region: 254-1903 (549 amino acids)
Cellular component (GO): membrane; cytoplasm
Molecular function (GO): scavenger receptor activity
Source: RefSeq, a predicted model, not a curated record